Molecule: messenger RNA, 3123 nt
Organism: Pleuronectes platessa (European plaice)
Lineage: Eukaryota; Metazoa; Chordata; Actinopteri; Pleuronectiformes; Pleuronectidae
Gene: mcph1
Product: microcephalin 1
Exons: 15
Coding region: 177-2654 (825 amino acids)
Biological process (GO): mitotic cell cycle
Source: RefSeq, a predicted model, not a curated record
CUUUACCCCAGAAUGCAUUGCAUCACAAACUGCACGCGCGAACAAUGCCCCAAGUUACCAGGUCUUUUUGGAAACUGCACAUUUUAACCCUCUCUGCUGCUUAAAACAGUUUUUUAAGGAUCCCAUCUCAAAACACAUCUUCAUUGGUUUUGUGCAGGUGGAGCUAGAGGCCAGUAAUGACCACAAGCCACAACUCUUCUGUCCUUAAAGAUGUUGUUGCCUAUGUUGAUGUGUGGUCGUCAGACAAAACAGCAAAUUAUUCAAAACCAUUCGUUCAGCAGCUGCAAGAAAUGGGAGCUCAGGUUUCAAAAACAUUCAAUAAACAAGUCACACAUGUGGUCUUCAACAAUGGUCAUCCGGCCACUUGGAGUAAAGCUAAGAAAACCGAUGUGAGACUCGUCUCUGUUCUCUGGAUUGGCAGAUGUAACGACGACGGUGUGCGUGUGGAUGAGGGGUUGUAUCCAGCCUUAAAUGACGAGAGCAAUCCUGUGUUGAAGAACAAGAAACAUCGCUGCAUGCAGCCUAAAGAUUCUCCAGAGAGGACACCUGAAAAUGACAAACGCAUGAAGAAAAAAUUGGACAAGAUGAUGAAGGACCUUGCACCGAAACAACCUCUGGUGACCGAUGUGUCGCCCAUCAUCAUCGAUGAAGAGAAUGGAAUAGUCUACAGCCCUGCAUUGAAAAGAUCAAAUUAUAUGGCACAGCGCUUGAAAGACAUGAAAGAGAAGCGGGAAAACCUCUCACCCACAGCUUCCCAAAUGGUUGAAUCCUGCUCACCUACCAGACUGAAGCCUUCUCUAGGGAGCACACCAACUGUACUCAAAUUAAUGUUUGACCAUUCGGAUGAUGAUUCCAGUGCCUCUGCUGCGGAACCUGGCUGCUCACCUGAUAAAGAGGAAGGGAGGACCAAAGUUGAUGUAGAUGAUCAUGGAAGUUUUGAAAAACGCCACAGGAAAGAUUCUGCAACGCCCUGGCUGUCACCCUGCCGUGAAGUCCCAAAAAUGAUAUCAAGCCCUUUGAGAUGUCAUAACUUGGAGGACAAAGAGGAUGAAGAGGGAACGAGACAAAUAAAGACAAGAAGCCUCUCAGUCAGAAAAGAGAGAGGGAAAAAGAAAUCUGUGCGUUUAUUGGAAAUUCCGUGCCAGGAUACAAAGUCUGACAACAGCACGAACGUUUGUAAAGAGAAAAGGCGAUCGCAGAUAAAAUCAACUAGCCCAAAACCUGAGAAGGGAAAGCAAAAAAGUAAAGCUGACAAAAAGUUUACAGAGACUAAGUCCAGUAUUUGUCCCAAUAAUGUGAAUUUUUCGAGUUGUCUCUUGUCACCAGCUACGUCAGGUGGUACUGGAGUUGAACUGUCCAAAGCAGCUGCUUCUGUCUUACAGAAAACACCCAAACGAGCCAGACUAUCACUUUCUUCCUUGGGGCGAUCUGUCACUGUCUCUGCUCAACCUCACAGUGUUGCAUCAGUUUCGACAGAUGGAGAUGAUAAUGUGUUUGAGGACUAUUUUUCCACAGCGAACCACCAGCAUAGAUCUAAAAAGCCUCUCAUGACGAAUCUGCCUGUGGAGACGGACAUUCAGAUUCCCUUUGAGUUGAACUCUGUCCCAAAGAAGAGAAAACAAAGAAGAAGUGAAAUUAUCGAGUCUGAGACCAUCAGUAAAAAGAAGAGGAAGGUGGAAGAAAGUCAGAGUGGCAAAAAUCCCAAUCAGUGGUCUGAUGCAAGCAGACGCUCACAGCUAGAUGUUAAAGAAUCUCUGCCUGCACUGGAAAGUUCAAGUGCCAGUGCAACAUUCAUGGCUAAAAGGUCAAGACGCAGCACCUUACCUCUCUCAAGCGCUGGUACAACUACAAAUGAUGCAGUAAAACAAAGACGAGCAUCUGUGCUAUCAGCAGUGUUAACAGAGGAUAAAGCAGUAUCACAGCUGGAGAAAGGUUCUGGUGUCAGGGUCCAAUCUCAAACCUUGGAAUGCAGAGGAAAUGAAUGUACAGUUGCAGCUGGUUCAACAGAGAUCCUCUCUGAAGGUGAUAUCAUUCACAAUCAGAAGAUCAGCGCGAAUCUUCAGAAACUGGACAAAACAACAAAGGGAAUGAGGACAUUGGUGAUGACAAGCUUGCCCUCUGAGAAGCAGACCACAUUAAUUCAGGUGGUGAAAACACUGGGUGGCUUCAUAAUCGUUGACCGUGUGUGUGAGAGCACGACUCAUGUUGUGUCUGGGGGUCACCGGCGGACUCUCAAUAUUCUGUUGGGCAUAGCCCGUGGCUGCUGGAUCCUCUCCUUUGAAUGGAUGCUCUGGUGUUUAGAGCAAAGACAUUGGAUUCCAGAGGAGCCUUAUGAACUAUCGGACCAGUUUCCAGCAGCACAGAUCUGUCGUCUCCAAAGGCACCUGUCUGCCGGGGAGCACCAGCAGGACCUGUUCCAAGAUCAGCCGACCAUGUUCGUGUCCCAGUACUCCCAGCCGCCCACUCAGUGUCUGAUGGAGCUGAUCCAGCUCUGUGGAGGAACAGUGUGUAAAACUAUGCGGCAGGCGGGUAUCUGCAUAGGGAGGUACAGCGGCAGGAGACCAAAGGGAAGCAGGAUCCUAUCGGAGCAGUGGGUGCUGGACAGUAUCACAUGUCUGAAGCAGCUGUCAUAUGAUAACUACGAUUUGGAGUGAAAGCUGUAUAAUAUUUGUUAUGGCUGUGAUGUUUAGUUUAUUGAAUUUAAUUCUGAACAGUGCCUCACAUCACACACACCCUCAAGUUCAACCUUCAAGUUUCUCUUCUGCAACUUUAUUGUAUUGUUUAGUCUUUGAGGCUUUUUCCCAAAUUCUCUCACCUAUUCUAUUUUCAAAGAAUUUGAGUCUAUGUUGCCAUGGUUACCUAUUACUUGUAAGGACUAUCAACCAUUCAACAUGAUACUGUGAAUCUAGAUUAACAUUCUGCAGGUCGAUCUUCUAUGGUAUGAAUUUUUUCCUUAUAUAGUAACAACGACUGCUUAAAUGUUUCUUUGCAACAACUGCAACAUAAGAUUGAUACUUUCUGAGCCAGUUCAAUACUCUAAUGGAGAUAAAGGAUACUGUAUCUUUAAUGAAAUCUUUAUAUACGUGUUUUAUGUUGUUCGUGUUAAUAAAUGUUUUUUUUUAA